Molecule: messenger RNA, 2046 nt
Organism: Colletotrichum destructivum
Lineage: Eukaryota; Fungi; Ascomycota; Sordariomycetes; Glomerellales; Glomerellaceae
Product: Putative SLC26A/SulP transporter, STAS domain, STAS domain superfamily
Exons: 2
Coding region: 1-2046 (681 amino acids)
Biological process (GO): transmembrane transport
Cellular component (GO): plasma membrane
Molecular function (GO): sulfate transmembrane transporter activity
Source: RefSeq, a predicted model, not a curated record
AUGAAGUUCUUAGAUAAGGCCAAGUCCGAUUUCAGGACAGACAGCACUAUCAACACGGUACGAAGAAAGGUCAUCUCUGGAUUGCCAAGGCUACCUUUGGCAAUCGGUCAGUACCUCAUCCAGAAAGUUCCCAUCGUCCAAUGGCUUCCCCAUUAUAACCCCAAAUGGAUAAUUUCCGACUUCACAGCGGGAAUGACUAUCGGUGUCAUGAUGAUUCCACAAGCACUCGCUUACGCCAAAAUUGCGAAAAUCCCCGGAGAGUUUGGUUUGUACUCAAGUUGGUUGCCGGCGGCCAUCUACGUGUUCAUGGGGACGUCCAAGGGUAAGUGCCGAGAAGAGAUGAAGCAGAACAAUGCUAAAAGCUCGCUAGAUUUGUCCACCGGCCCGACCUCCAUCAUGGGUCUGUUGACGGCAGAGAUCAUCAGUGACCUCAAGACCGAGGGGUAUGCCGCACAAGACGUCUCAUCGGCUAUCGCUUUGGUUGUUGGAAUCUACUCACUUAUCGUCGGCUUGUUGAAGAUGGGGUUCCUGCUGGAAUACAUUUCCGUUCCGGUGCUGUCGGGGUUUCUUUCUGCCGCCGCCUUCACCAUUCUUCUUGGUCAAGUUGGGUCAAUCGUAGGCCUCAGCGAUGUCCCAUCUGGUGCAUCCAAGAGCAUCGAAAACAUUAUCAGACGUAUUCCCGAGAUGAAACCACUGACCAUCGUUAUUGGAAUCAGUAGUCUUUUGCUGCUUUAUAUCCUGGAAUUCAUCGGCAAAAAAUGGGGGAAGAGUAGUGCCUCCAUAGCGCUCAUUUGCAGCAGUCGGGCUGUAGUUCUCUUGCUCGUCUACACUACGAUCAGCUUCUUAGUCAACAAGGACAGAGGAGAACCCUUAUGGACUAUCAGCAAAGUCAACGCCAAUGGUCUCCGAGUCCCCAAGGUCCCGACCUCUGACUUGAUUUCCAAAGUGGCCAUCAGAGCGAUCGCUCCUUUGGUAGCAUCGGCUCUCGAGCAUUUGGCCAUUGGGAAAUCGUUCGGUCUCAAGAACAAAUACGCCAUAGACGAAAGCCAGGAGCUUUGCUAUCUCGGAAUCACCAAUGCCGUCAACAGCGUUUUCGGAGCGAUGAGCGUCGGAGGCGCAAUGUCAAGAACAGCCGUGAACUCAGAAUGUGGCGUCAAGAGCCCUUUGAGUGGCAUUUUCACUAGCGGUUUUAUCCUUCUGACUUUGUAUAAACUGUCAGAUGCUCUAUUCUGGAUCCCUAAAGCGACGCUCUCUGCAAUCAUUAUCAUGGCAGUCAUCCACAUCGUGGGGCCUGUUUCUCUGUUUUACCGCUACUGGCGAAUCUCAUUCGUGGACUUUGUGGCUUCGAUGCUGUCCUUUUGGGUCACUCUUUUCGUAUCAACCGAGAUGGGAAUCGCUUCGGCGGUCAUAUUCAGCGUCGGGUACACCCUAAUCCGGUCGGCGUUUCCGAAAGUCAAGACAUUUUCUGCUACUGGUGUGAAGAAUCGAAAGAUCCCACCAGGGCAGGCUACUAACCCUCCGACGGCUGAGGACAUUCCCGUUCCCAAAGACACCAUGUUGAUCAGCUUCACCGACUCCAUCUUUUUCCCCAACGCUGGCCGCAUCAAGAAGUUAGUCCUUGACUCUGUCAAAGUCCAUUUCGAGAAACAACCGGCUGUUGACGAAGAAGACGGUAUAUCAGCUGAACGUUCCUGGAGCGUGGCAUCGAUGAAGCGUAUUGAAAUGCUGCGAAAGCGCGACAGCGUUGUGCCCUCGAAUACGUCGAUGACUGUCAUGGUCUGGGAUCUGACCCAAGUGCCCUUUAUCGACGUAACCGGAGUCCUAACGCUAUGUGAGCUUAAGGAGGAGGUGAAACGACACGUAGGAAAACAGAUGUCUCUACGACUUGUAGGAAUGAACAACAAAACUCGAUACAGAUUCUCUCGCGCUGGAUGGACGAUUGUCGAGGACCGUGAGGUCAACGACGAAACAAUUGGAGAUGUCGAUGUUUUAUAUGAGAGACUCGAGACAGCCCUCUGGGAUAGAGACGACGCCGUUGAGCGAUAG